Molecule: messenger RNA, 474 nt
Organism: Trypanosoma theileri
Lineage: Eukaryota; Euglenozoa; Kinetoplastea; Trypanosomatida; Trypanosomatidae
Exons: 1
Coding region: 1-474 (157 amino acids)
Source: RefSeq, a predicted model, not a curated record
AUGCGCACAACUCUUCUAUUGUUAACUUUGCUACUGAUACUCUCCUGCAUCUGUACAUGUGCAGCAGCAGAGAGGAUGCCACUGCCAGUGCCACGUGUGGGUGGAUACGCUACAGAGGCAACAGGACAAGGGAAGCCUGAAGAACAGAAACACCUUUCAAAACAAGAUCAAAAACCCGUAAGUUGGAAUAAUGGUGAAUUCACUACUACCACACCAUCCCUCAGUAUGAGUGAGUCCAUGAGUGCCUCUGCCACUCUUCCUCUCUCUGACACCACUGCUGUUGCCCCAUCAACACCUGGCCAACAACAGACUACAGGAGCAGCAGGAGAGGGACAGGCCGCCCCUACUGAGGAGUCGACUACGACGAGCACCGCAGCACCGAAGAAGAAGAAGAAGGACGGCGGCCGCGGCCCUGAGUGGCUGCACGGCCCGCUGGUGCUGCUCGCCGCCCUCACCGCCGCAGUGCUGUGCUGA